AGUAGUAGAUUAAUAAAGUGUACUGCGUAACUAUAUCAUCUAGAUUAUUCUAGAUUAAUAGAUCUAAUUACAUUCCAAUUCAUGCUUUUUUAAAUAUGUUUUUUGUUAUAUAUAUAGCCACAAGAUAGAACAAUUAAAGCUGUCCUUGGCGGCGGCGUCACUCAAUAAAGAGUCAUUGAACCACCAUAAAAUAAAUGACACUAUGAACUUUGCUCCGUGGUCUAAAAUAAAACGUAUUUAUAUAAGAGUAUAUUAUAUAUAGAGAGUCUAGUCUAGAUCUAGGUCCUAUACUGGCUAUACUGGCUAUAGACUACAUAAACUAGUACAAAAGUACGAGCUUCGCGAAAUCAGUUCAAGGUUAUAGAUCAAGAUAUGAUUUAGACCUAUAACUAUAGAUCAAGUAGUAAUAAGUUGUGCAUCUCCUCUCUUCGUCUACGUGUUGGAUGUAAAUUUAUUGUGUUUAGCACAAACUCUAAACACUCUUGGCUUUGGAAGACAUGGCAUCAGACGACGAGACAUUACGCAAAGGAGUCCGUCAGAGUUUAGAAAGUUGGGUCAGAAAGCUUGAAUGUAAUGGGGAUAUUGAAAAGCAACAUUUCUUUAAAAAGAAAUUUGUCAAUAGUUUAGGUGCUGCACCAAUUGCAACACACACAGAGCUAGCCAAUGAACAACAUUAUGAAGUUCCGACAGAGUUUUUUCUUGAGGUAUUAGGUAAGAGACUUAAAUACAGCGGAUGUGUUUGGCCAGAAGGAGUUAGUACUCUUGAUGAAGCUGAAGAUGCAACACUUGCUUUGUAUUGUGAAAGGGCGCAGUUACAAGAUGGUCACGCUGUUAUGGAUCUAGGUUGUGGUUGGGGUUCUUUAACUCUUUACAUCCUAGAAAAAUUUCCCAACUGCAAAGUAACUUGUGUGUCCAACUCAAGCACACAGCGAGCAUCUAUUCAGGAGAGAGCAGAGAAGCUAGGUUAUGCUGCAAGACUUCAGGCCAUUACUGCAGAUGCCAACACAUUUACAACAAAUGAGCAGUUUGAUAGGAUCAUAUCUAUUGAAAUGUUUGAGCACAUGAAGAACUAUAAAGCCCUUUUCCACAAAGUGUCAUCAUGGAUGAAACCCAAUGGGUUACUUUUUGUCCAGAUUUUCUGUCAUAAACACAGUCCUUAUGCUUUUGAUAUCAAACCUGGCUCAGACACAGAAUGGAUGGCCAAAAAUUUCUUUACUGGUGGAACUAUGCCUUCCUCUGACCUAUUUUUGUUUUUUCAGAAUGAUAUCAAUCUAGUAGACUGGUGGGUAGUCAACGGCACUCACUACACUAAGACUUUAGAUGCCUGGCUGGCCAAGAUGGAUGCCAGCAAGGCCAAAGUGGAAGAGCUGUUUGCCAAGCACUAUGGGAAUGAUGCUGCACAGCAGACGUUCAACUGGAGGCUUUUCUUCAUUUUUUGCUCAGAGGUUUUCCAAUACAAGAAUGGAAAUGAAUGGCACAUAUUACAUCAGCUUUUUAACAAAAAAUUAGCUAGUGCUCUAUGAAACCAUUCUUUUCUAUAUUUACUCUGAUAAAGAAUCAGCUUCAUUAACUCCUUCUCUCCUAAUUGACAAUAGCAGAGCCUUCAUUCCCCUUUAACUCUAUACCAAAUAAAACAUUUUCUGACAAACAAAAACUUUAUUGAAGCUUAACCAUAACAGGGUAGUGAAAUACUACUGAGCAAAAGGAAGAGUCCCGUGCAAACGUGGAAAAUAAUUACGGAGAGAAAGAGUUAACAAUGGAAAACUUAAUUACAUUUUAUAAAUGUCAUUCAGGCAUUCUUAUUACCUCAUAGGACACAAUGAUUAACUAAUUAUUACAUUUUAUAAUUGUAUUCAUACAAUGAAGUGAUUCAAUUUUUUUAUUCAUGAUUGAACAAUUUUACUGUGAUUUCAAUUUGCAUUUUCUAUGCUGCCAUUUUUUAAACACAAAAAAAAAAGCUUAAGCCUUUGUUACAAUGUUACAACAGAAAGAUGCAUGUUCAAAACUUGUACGUUUUGUCUUGUUUUUCAUGCUAUGAACUUUUCUCUAAUUAUGAAAAUAUUUUUUAUAUGUGCCAUAUAUAAUAAAUUAAUUAUAUUUCUAAA
Molecule: messenger RNA, 2105 nt
Organism: Biomphalaria glabrata
Lineage: Eukaryota; Metazoa; Mollusca; Gastropoda; Planorbidae
Exons: 7
Coding region: 498-1523 (341 amino acids)
Source: RefSeq, a predicted model, not a curated record